Capsella rubella is the source of this 2115-nucleotide messenger RNA. RefSeq names its product wall-associated receptor kinase-like 21. Gene Ontology annotation, molecular function: protein kinase activity; ATP binding. Gene Ontology annotation, biological process: protein phosphorylation. Bases 49 to 1920 code for a protein of 623 amino acids. The transcript has 3 exons. The record is from RefSeq and is a predicted model, not a curated record. NCBI's taxonomy places the organism in Eukaryota, Viridiplantae, Streptophyta, Magnoliopsida, Brassicales, Brassicaceae.
UCUGCCGUUAGGGGAGAUUCAAUCAUCAUCUUCUUCCUUAUCUUCUCCAUGGGAGAAACUCGCCAACCAUAUCUCGUCUUCCUCUUCCUCUUUUGCUUCACUCUAUCAGUUGCUGCACAAACCAUUGGUUCGGUUAAGUGCAAGACCGGUUCUCUCCGUUAUCCUUUUGGUUUAUCCGACGGUUAUCCGAUCCGAUUCAACUGCUCUAAGACAACCGGCGAUGCUUUAAUCGGCGAAUUCUCUGUACAGGAAGUGACCAACGCCAACAUCUACGUCACGAUCCCGCCGGUUUGCAAACGUAAGAUCGGUAUAAUCGAACAACUUUUCCGGGAAAAUCUGGCUCCGUCGAGUUCACAGAACAUAAUUCUCUUCCAAGGAUGCAAAGAACAGUCGUUUAAUUGUUUAAUCCGCCGUCAAUUCGUCGAGGAUCGGCUAAAUAUCAGCAGAUGCAAAUCUCCGGUCAAAUGUCUCGACGGAGCCACGACGACAAUUGCCGCCGAUGUGAUGAGCAUCGGAGACGUUUUGAACCGAAGUGGAUGUGAAUAUUGGUUCUCUUCGAUUACGCCUGAUUCCAAGAAUACUAAAUCACAAGUUUCGUUCAAUUUGGGUCGGCUCAAGCUUGAUUGGUGGCUUAACAAAAGUUGCAGUGGCGCCAAUUGCUCGGACAACGCUGACUGUACCGAUGUCAAUCUCGCUGACGGUGGAUUCGGUCAUCGCUGCACUUGCCGGGAAGGAUUUACCGGUGAAGCCUUCACCGUCCCUGGCGGUUGCCGCCGAUUAGUUGGGAAACAUAGAGGACUACGCAAACUCGUCGUUCUUGGUACUGGGGUUUUGGUUGGAGUUCUAGUAGUGGCGGUCUUUAUGUUUGCAUAUAUCUUCCGACACAAACAAUCUGCGUCAUCCGAAAGAACAUCAAUCGCGAAUCGCUUGCUUUGCGAGUUAGCCGGAAACUCCAGCGUUCCUUUCUAUACCUACAAAGAGAUUGAGAAAGCUACCGACAGUUUCUCCGACAGGAACAAGCUCGGAACCGGAGCGUACGGAACUGUCUACGCUGGCGAAUUCCCAAACAGCUCAUGGGUCGCUAUAAAACGUCUCAGACGUAAAGACACUACGAGCAUUGACCAAGUGGUGAACGAGAUCAAGCUUCUCUCCUCUGUGAGCCACCCAAACCUAGUCCGUCUCUUAGGUUGCUGCAUCGCCGAUGGAGAACCGUUUUUAGUCUACGAUUUCAUGCCAAACGGAACGCUUUCUCAGCAUUUACAACACGAGAGAGGCCAAACACCGCUUUCUUGGCCCCUCCGUCUCGCCAUUGCGUCUCAAACCGCGAACGCAAUCGCACAUCUCCACUCUUCAGUAAACCCUCCUAUCUACCACCGAGACAUCAAAUCUAGCAACAUCCUCCUGGACUACGAAUUCAACUCCAAGAUCUCGGAUUUCGGACUCUCUAGGCUCGGCAUGUCCACCGAUUUCGAAGUGUCUCAUAUCUCCACGGCUCCACAAGGCACUCCAGGAUAUGUAGACCCGCAGUAUCACCAAGAUUUUCAGCUCUCAGACAAGAGCGAUGUGUAUAGCUUUGGAGUUGUUCUCGUCGAAAUAAUCUCAGGUUUUAAAGUCAUAGACUUUACUCGUCCCUACUCGGAAGUGAAUCUAGCCUCUCUUGCGAUCGACUGGAUAGGAAGAGGGCGUGUGGUAGAUCUCAUCGAUCCAUGCUUAAAAACAAACAAGGAUCCGAAAACGUUUGCCUCUAUCCACAACUUAGCCGAGCUGGCGUUUCGCUGCUUAUCCUUUCACAGAAACAUGAGGCCUACAAUGAUAGAAGUUACUGAAGAUCUCCAACGGAUUAAGCUAAUGUACUUUGGUGCAAGUCAGGGAAGUCCAAAAACAGAUAUGAAGAGACAAGUAUCAUCUCUGAGUGUAUGAAAGUCGCGGGCUGCAGAAAAUUAGAUUAGUUCCGUCUUAUAUAACUUCUGUUUGGUUCCUUGUGUAUGAAGUAAAAACCCACAACAUAGCACAUUUGCUAAAAACAUUGGGCCAUUUCAAUUCUACAGAUGUCCUCCGAGGUGGGCCUUGGGAAUUUACAAUGUGAUAGACCACCUAUUAAACAUAAUAUAAGUU